AUGGGUGGCUGUGUGGCUUGCUACAGAGAACCCAGAUCAGCUGAAACUCUGAAGGAUCCACCACCACCAUCCAAUCCCAAAGCUCAAACGUGUAAGAAACCGAGUGUUGUCUCUGAAGAUUUCUGGUCAACAAGCACAGUUGAUAUGGACAACAUCACUUUCCCUUCUCAGGGGAGCAUGUCAUCUAACCAGACUUUUGAUUCUCAAUCUGGUGCCAGAAACACAAGUGCCCCUCCUGAAUUUGUAAAUCAAGGUCUUCUUCUUUGGAAUCAGACGAGGGAGCGUUGGGUGGGGAAGGAAAGAUCCAGUAACCAACCGGAUCGCAAUCCAGGACCCAAGUUAAAUUGGAACGCUGCAACGUAUGAUAGCUUGCUAGGGAGCAACAAGUUGUUUCCACAACCCAUUCCUCUCACUGAAAUGGUGGAUUUUCUAGUGGACGUUUGGGAACAAGAAGGUCUAUAUGACUGA
Molecule: messenger RNA, 468 nt
Organism: Microthlaspi erraticum
Lineage: Eukaryota; Viridiplantae; Streptophyta; Magnoliopsida; Brassicales; Brassicaceae
Source: the annotation of a GenBank genome assembly